ACUUGGAUGGAUUAUUAAAGAUGUUAUCAUUUAGUCUGUAGGCUAUGUUGUGUUCAUGUGACGUCUGGUGGGAGGCAGUGAGGUAAACGUCCGGGAUACAUACACACACACAAACACACGGGCUGAACGGGAUGCCCGCGUGACUGCAGGGAGGAAAGAGGCGGCGGAGGAGGAGGAGGAGGGGGGUCUAGGUGCGUGUUUGGACCACCGCAAAACCCCCGAGGUGGAGUUGUCAAAGAUCGAAACCUGUGAGGAAAGAAUAAUUUCAGCCUGGUUGCUAUUUUUGGUGCAGUUUGAAAAUCGAUGGGAGGAUAUUUAUUUCCUGUUCACGUCGAGGUAAUUAGUCUCUCGCUUCCCGAACGAACCGAUGUGAUCUUGGGGCUUCGAUCUCCACCACCGUGUUUUUUUCUUCUUUUCCGUGACAGGAUGAGGACCUAACAUAAAGGUCGCGGGAGGGGAGCGCACAUGUUCGGUUGUUGCUCCUCCUGAUUGGACCCACGGACUGACCGGCUCGUGUCGUCUCUGCUGGGGGGCGAGAGAAACAACGAGGGAUCAGCUGCUUUCUUUGGGAUGCUUUGAAAUCUGCGGCCUGCUCGGGUCUCCAGUUACCGCAAUGCCACUGGCGAGAGGAGGUGGAAGGCAGAAGAUGGAGAGGAGGGAGCAGCAAUGCAAAUGAGUAUAACACUGAUGUAUAGGUUGCAAGAAUCAAGCCCUGUUUAUGCGAUUGUGUUUUAAUCAGAGCAUGGUAAAGACUGCACUCUGUAGUGGCCUGUGAACUGCAUGGGCUGAAACAGACACUGUAUUGACUAUAUUAGUAUCAUGGCUGAAACGUCAAAUGAGGUGAGUACGGUGGCUGUGAGUGUGUAGUGGCUGCUCAAUUCUCAACUUUCUGCUGACAGAGUUCUUGGACUCAGUCACUGGACUAUAGUGUGCACCAUGGGGCAUUGCGCAGAACCUAUGGCACCUGCCAGUGGAGAGUUUGGUGCAUAAUUGUGACAGAGUGGAGCUCCGAAGCCAGCAUUUAUGUCUCUCCCUCUUCUGCUCGCCUCCACUUCUACCCACACAACUGAACUGUGUUUUAUGAACUCAAAGUAAAGCUCUCCCAGCCUCCUCCACACACUCUGACAACAUGCCUUCACCGUCAGACUCCAGCAGCGUGGCUUCGGCCUCGGGGUCUCGAGGCUGGUCAGACAGCCGCAGGGGCAUGUCGGGCCGGGGGCCUGGUGGUGCACGGCUGCUCCUGUACCUAGGGCUGUGCCACCUGGGUUUGGGGGCCAUGGUCUUGGCCUUUUCUUUCACCAGCAUGGCCUUCACGUCCUCAGCCCGCGUGAGACAGUCCUGCCCAUUCUGGGCUGGCUUCUUUGUGGUGGCAUCAGGGAUAGUUGGAAUAAUCUCAUGGAGGAGACCUCUGACGCUGGUGGUGUCACUGUUCAUGCUGCUGUCUGCAGUGUGUGUGAUCCUCAGCCUGGCCGGCUCCAUGCUCUCCUGUCAGAACGCACAGAUGGUCAAGUCUAUGCUCACCUGCCAGGUGGAGAACGGUCUGUGUGUGUGCUGCGCGCCCACCCACUCCUGCUCCAUCACAGAAGAGGAGACCCUGGUCCUCUACCUGAAUGCUGACUGUCACUCAGUCAGACAUCAGCUGAAGGACCUUUUGUUCAGUGCGUGCGGUCUCAGCAUUCUCUCCACCAUCAUCUGUACUCUGUCCACUGUGACCUGCAGUAUCCACAUAUUCUCUCUGGACCUCGUGCACCUGCUGGCGCCACAUCGCUCUCGUUCGGUCAACCCAGAAUGCACCACUCCUCAGGACGCCUUCUUGACCAAUAUCAUGGACUUUGAGGAGUUUGUCCCACCCAUCCCUCCGCCCCCCUACUAUCCUCCUGAGUACACCUGCAGCUCUGAAACAGACGCUCAGAGCAUCACCUAUAAUGGCUCCAUGGAGAGCCCUGUUCCUCUGUACCCCACUGACUGCCCCCCUCCUUAUGAAGCUGUGAUGGGACAAAGAGCUGCAAGCCAAGCAACAAUGUUUGAUCCCCACGGCACUGAGCUGUCUGGAGAGAGGGGGACUUCUACUGCUUUCAGUGGAGAAGUGUCCAUGGACAGUGGAUCUCUGUUGAUGUCAGAGAUUGUCGACAUCCCUGAUGAUUCCUCCCCCUCUGAGGACUCGUGUCUGAUGGAGGUUGGGCUGCGCACCCAGGGGGACAGGCGCCACAGGAAUGCUUCUGAGGGGGGAGACGGAGGAGACUCUGGCGAGUACAUCAGCUUUCGUGGUCCCCCAUCUCAGACACCAGAAAGUCCUCUGGCAGGGGGACCCAGAGCCAGGCGCUUCCUCAGAGGAGAGAGGUCCAACUCCUGCUCUUCACCCAGCACGGCCACCACCACGUACAGGUCUCCAGUACUGCGUCGCCAGGCCAUGCUAGCUCAUAGCUGCUCCCAGCUGGAGGCAAUAGAGAAAUCCGCUUCUCCACCUCGAUCCUCCAUCCCAGAGUUUCGACUCCGCCCCUCUACUCCUUCACAACAAGGAGCCAACCAAACCUCCUCAGAUCAUCCCAUGUCAUCCUCCCCAGCUGCCAAUGAGCAGAGUGGCGGCCAGGGUAAUGGGCUACCCGUCCCAGGACAACCAUUGUACCUACGACGAAGGCUUGGGAAGAGUGAGAAGGAUGGAGAGGGUGUGAGGAGGAACAGUGAAGGGCUCCUACGCCUGGUGAGGUCACAUAGUGAGCCAGGCCUCGGCUCCUCCACUGACACAGUUGACUUUGGCUCUGGAGGCAGCAAAGUAUCUAUGGACACAGGUCCCUCCUCUGAGGCAUGUCUGUUGCCCCACACUCCUCCGCCUCCUGCUGCAGCUCUGCCAAGGAAAGACAGCAUUAAAUCUGCAGCCACGGGGGUGCAGGUCCCCUCCAAAGCUCCCCCCACCUCACCGCUGCGUUUACCUAAAGACUGCCACCGUUCCCUCGGAGACCUUAAGGUGACUCGGGGUCUGGUGGCUCGCUUCCUGCAACGCUCUAAACGCAACCUGUCACCCUCCUCCGAGCAUGCUGGGAACACAGGGCAGGGGCCCAAGAGGAGGAGUGGAGUUGAGGGUGCUGCCACCAACCACCUGCCCUUGGAACAAGUGUUGCUGACCCCUUGGAACACCAGCCGAGGACACCCCACCCAUCACUCCCAUCAUCCUCACCGCCGUGGACACCACCAUUCCCACAGUGACAGUCGACACAACCGGCACCAGGGCGGUCGGGCACCAGAAGGGAUCCACCUGCGCAGCUGUGGAGAUUUAAGCUCUUCGUCCUCUGCAUCACUACGACGAUUAGUGACACCUCAUCCACCGCAUGGGUCAUCAGGAGCUCUCUACUCAGAGUCUGCGCUGUGAGGAGGGUGAAGGCGGGAUGGAGGAAAUUGGAUGCAUAAAAGUUGACGGGAAAACCAGAGGAAAUAGGUGGGGUGAUGAAAAGGAGAGUUGGGGUAGUUUAGCAAAGAUAUGUAGUUUUGAAAUUCAUCCUUUUCCUCUUUGUCACCUCUUUUUCCUGAAGCCAACUGUGCAAAUGGCCUUAUUCAGUGGUGCUCUUUAUCACUCUGAACAUCAGCCCAGAGCUCACAAUAUUUCACUGUUCAACAUCAGUGAAUAGAUGCUUAUUCCUGGGCAGUGUGGUCCCUGUUCGAGCAGAAUAAAUCCAUCCAAAGGCAUCUGUUCUGCUAUAUUCUCCACUCCCUCUCUCCAUACUGAUCAGAGACACAUUUUCCUCAAGACUGGACACAGAACUCAACUGGCAUUCAUGCAACAACAACCACAUACUCACGUGUAAAUUCAGUCUGUUAAUUAUGGGUUGGAAUAUGCUUCUGGCCCUUUUGUACAUUGCUAUUCAUCCACAGGAUCGCUUAGGUGAAGUGAUCAUGGCAAGCCCUUAUUUUGUCUUCCAUUGAAAAAAAAAUUGCAUCUCAAUAAGCAUAUAGUUAGCUGAGUACAAUGUAAGAUAAACAGAUGAGGUUGCACCUGAGGACAAAUGUUCCCACUUGACUCGACUGAGUUGCUAAUUUUGUCUUUUUCUUUUUGCAAUUCAGAUUCCCUCUCUCUCCAUGUUUUUUCCACCUCCACACUGGCCUUCAAAAACAAAAAAGGCAGCCAGCAUUUUUAACACUGACAUUAAUGCACGCCACAGACACAUGCUAAGCGUUUGAAAUGUAUUCUCUGUGGGUGGCCCCUGGACAUGGUGGUUUGAUUUGCAUAUGUGCAUGUUUUGCUACAGCCUCCAAAAUACAGCAGGAACUUUGUGCAUUCAAUCCUGACCGUCUGUGUAACUACGUAACAUGUCCUCAGAAUGUCUUUAUCUGCAUGUUUUGACAAUGCUUCUUACUUUUUUUCCUCUUGCACCCAAGACUUAAGAUAGUAGCCAUUUUAAAUGUGUUUGUGUUAAUCGAUUGCUGAAAGGGAAGGUCAAGACAUGCAGUGCUCCCAAAGUUUACUGCCAGAUGGCUCCAAACAUGCCUCUGCAUCCUAAUUUGAUUUUGAUGGGGUUUGAAAAAGUUUCAAGUGCACAGGCAUAUCUGUGACACUGAUCUAGUAAGAUAAAAAGUGUAAAUUGCACUGUGACUCUAAAGACAUGAAGAGUCUCUUGCAAUAAAUGUACAGACAAAUUUUAGAGGCAGGACUUCACACUAUGUGUUGGCACGGGUCUUCUGUGGACUUGCAGGGGUUGUAGAUGAGUAGUUAAUGAGAAAAAUUUUUUGGGGGGCUGCUGAUAGUGAAUAUAUGAUGGGUCUGGCAGCUCUGGAUUCUCAAGUUUGAAGUAUAUAAAUAUUUGUGUCAGAUUGGAGUUUUUUCUUUGGAAAGUAUUUUUGAUGUGCUCACGAAGCGAUGAUAUGGACUCCAUAUCACUAAAGGCACAUUUUGGAUACACUCAUAUGUAUGUACCUAAUUUUAAAAUUUACACGCAUACACUCUUAGCCUGCACAGAGAUACAGGCACACCCAUACACCCCCUUAUUAAUGCACUGAGUUGCAUUUCUACCUCCUGUCUUGCAUAAAACAUUAUUUAUUUGAAGAAAUGUAUAUCUGUAUGGCAGGCUUAACAGGAUAGAGCCUUGAAAUAUGAAUAAUAAAUGUAUCUAAAUAUGA
Molecule: messenger RNA, 5109 nt
Organism: Centropristis striata (black sea bass)
Lineage: Eukaryota; Metazoa; Chordata; Actinopteri; Perciformes; Serranidae
Gene: entrep3
Product: family with sequence similarity 189 member B
Exons: 14
Coding region: 1130-3367 (745 amino acids)
Cellular component (GO): membrane
Source: RefSeq, a predicted model, not a curated record